AUGUUUAACACCAUUCUUUUGGUCAUGAGCGCUGCCUCGUACGCAUCUGCUGCGCCUACGACUGGACAUUAUGCCAAGAACUAUCUGCCCGGUGGUUUGGAAGUGAAGCUUUCCGUCGCAGAGGGCGUCUUGAAUGCGCCUACCGAUGGUCGCAUUGUCCUCAUGCUCGCGCCAAACGGAACCGACCCGCUCGACGACACGGAUGUAACCUCAUCACCGAACUCCAUCUUCGGAAAGAAUGUGUACAAUUUUGGCCCGAGCGAUAAGAUUACCUUUUCAAGUGGAUCCAACUCUAGUGUCGAGUUUGGUGUAUACGGAUGGCCGAAUAUAACGUUGCGUGAUGUGCUAUCCGGCACUUACCAGGUUCAAGCCUUCUUGAACAAGUAUGAGUCAGUGACUCGUAGCGAUGGGUCAAUCGUCAGCGUCCACUUCCCAUGUGGUGAUGGAAAUCCGAACGUCAACACGUACGGAAGUCUUGUCACAACUGCGAUCGGUCUCGAGGUAUCUGGCGAACCACAGACACUAGAGCUCAUAUUCGAUAACAGCACAGCGAUCGAAGUGUUUAAUGGCAGGGAGAUCGGUGGAUGUAACCAAGGCAAUUAUGAGGACACUGAGAACCUAAAAUAUAUCAAGAUCCGCAGCGAGAAGCUGAGCGCUUUCUGGGGUCGGGAUAUGUAUGUCGGAGCAAACGUGCUUCUUCCUGCCAGUUACGACGCCAACGAUACGGCCACGCGAUAUCCAGUCAUCUACUCGCAGGGUCAUUGGCCCGCGGACCAAGGCGCGUUCCGAUACCCUACAGCGGCCUUCUCAAAGGCCUGGGAUAACGGCACCAUCCCCGCGACCAAUAAAACGGCGGCUCGUCCCGCGCCGAAGAUGAUCUUGGUCACACUCCGCCAUGAAGCUCCUUUCUACGACGACUCUUACGCAGUGAACACUGCCAAUCUUGGUCCGUACGGCGAUGCGAUCAAUGACGAAUUAAUACCUUACCUCGAGGAGACAUUCAACACGAUCCAAGCGCCAUACGCGCGUAUCCAAGAAGGAGGCUCGACCGGCGGCUGGGAGUCUGCCGCUAAUUUGAUCUACAGGCCGGAUCUGUUUGGGUAUUGUUUCUCGUCUUAUCCCGACUCUUUAGACUUUCACCGCCACCAGGACAUCGAGCUCUACACUGCUGCAAAUGCGUAUCAGCGUGCUGACGGAAGUUUCGUCCCCUCCAUUCGAUCAUUUGUGAACGGCACAGAAGUCGUAAAGGCCACAGUCGCACUCGAGAACCACUGGGAGUUGACUUUUGGCACUGCAUCCCGCUCUUCGAACCAAUGGGAUGUGUGGAAUGCCGUCUUUGGUGUCCAGGGUUACAACAAUUACCCACUCGAGCCAUGGGAUAAGGUCACUGGUGAGAUUUAUCCCGAGGCUGUGGAGCACUGGAAGUCGUAUGAUCUGAGUAACUACAUUACCAGCAAUUGGAACAACUCUCUGAACCUGGGAAGGAAUCUGGCUGGACGUGUGUUCGUCUACGUUGGUAGCUGGGAUGAUUACUACCUCAACGAAGGAGUCAUGGAGUUUCAGAAGCAGACUGAUGCUAUUGGUGGGGCGGGAUGGGCGAACGUGACUAUCCUGCCGGAGAAGCCACAUGGCGGGAAUUACCAGUCGAGAGAAAUCUGGAACUACCUCGAGUUCUUAGAGGCGUGGAUCCAUGACCAUGGCCCGAAUGGCACCCAGCCGCUAUCUGGGAGUGUUACUGCGUCCUCUUCGAGGGGGAACCAGUGGGACGAUGUCAUCAAGCGCGGCGGCCGCGCUGCAGCAGUGGCACGUCAAGCUCCUCCAAUUAUCGAUGCAGAGUAUGGCGUUCAGGUGGGCAGCACAGUCGAUGCCUCUGUCGGACGCUGGGACCCUGGUAUGAAGCUAGAGGCACAGUGGUUCAUUGACGGCAAGCCACUUUGCGAGAAGUUCGCAGUCAAGCAGGGUGGGAAGGUGAAGCACACUGUGCAAACCACAGGUGAUCUGCAGCUCUUUGUUAGCGGAAGCAAGCGUAACUACGCUACAGAGAUGAGGGCGAGUAAUUGCGUUCAGGUGUGCGCAUGA
This is a messenger RNA of Parastagonospora nodorum SN15, 2079 nucleotides long. RefSeq lists its product as hypothetical. The record is from RefSeq and is a predicted model, not a curated record. NCBI's taxonomy places the organism in Eukaryota, Fungi, Ascomycota, Dothideomycetes, Pleosporales, Phaeosphaeriaceae. The transcript has a single exon. The coding region runs from base 1 to 2079 and encodes 692 amino acids.